Molecule: messenger RNA, 1963 nt
Organism: Ruditapes philippinarum (Manila clam)
Lineage: Eukaryota; Metazoa; Mollusca; Bivalvia; Venerida; Veneridae
Exons: 13
Coding region: 42-1862 (606 amino acids)
Biological process (GO): sodium ion transmembrane transport
Cellular component (GO): membrane
Molecular function (GO): ligand-gated sodium channel activity
Source: RefSeq, a predicted model, not a curated record
GAGUAGUCCAAACUAAUAAAUUAUAGGCUUAAAUGCUUUAAAUGGAUAUCAGAAAGGAAGAAGUACUUGAGGAGAAAAAAGAUGACUUGUCAUAUUUAAAAGAUGAAAGAAAACCUACUCUCAAAGAAACUCUUAAGGAAUUGGCUGAGUCAAGUUCUUUGCAUGGAAUACCAAAGAUUGUGUCAUCUCGACAGAUUGUUGUGAAAGUAUUGUGGUCUAUAUUGGUUCUAGCAGCAUUUGCUGUAGUCUCUUUUCAACUGUACUUGCUAUUUAAAACAUAUUAUUCGUAUCCAUCACAAACAUCUGUGUCGCUAGACUUUAGUCCUAUUGCUUUCCCUGCCAUUACUUUGUGUAACUUGAACCCGGUACGGAAAUCCCAGCUACACAGAUCAGAAGACUUGCGGGAUCUCCUGUCAGAGGAUCAGGUUUACGCAAGGAGAAAGCGGGGUACGGAAGGUACUAAAUCAGAAAAUAAACAUCUGCUGGAUGCUGAAGGAAAAGCGAUGUUCAAAGCCCUGACAAGGAACCUAAACGAUGAAACAAUCAAGGAAAACAAACAUGCGGAAGGAAAAGGCAAUAACAUCACUGAUUUUCGUCGUGAAAAUAAACAAAAAGUUACCUUUCAAAAGUCCACGUUUUCUUACUUAAACAGAGAUAAACGUUUAAAAUCGAACAACCAUGAACAACUCGAGAAUACACAAAUUGUAAGACAAAAUGGCGAAGGUCUGCGAAAUAGAAGAGAAGCAGAUACAACUACUGAGGAAACAGAAGCUUCUAGUACGGUUACUAAAGCAAUCUCUGAUUCAGUGACAAAUAAUGGACACUCCGAUGAAUUAACUAGUAGUACAAUCGAUUAUGAUAAUGAUGAUGAUUAUGAUCUGUACGAGGAUUUCUACUGGGAUGAUUGGUUAUCUUACAACUUUGAAGAGGAUUUGUACUUAGAACAACUAGACCAAACCAAAGACGAAUGGGAUGCACGUGUUGAAAAUUUUAAAAAGGCUAUCAAAAUCAAACCUUUGCAUCUGAGAAGAAAAAUGGGUCAUCAAAUUGAAGAUAUGGUCCAGAAUGUUACUUUUGCAGGAAGGGUGCAAAAAGUUCGACAAUCGAAGACUUUUACAAAGAAUUUUACGUCAGCUGAGUAUGGAAACUGCUAUACAAUGGCGAAUCGUAAAUUUGUGGCUUUAAGAAGUGGACCAUCUAAUGCAAUGAAGUUGACGCUAAAUGUUGAAAUUGACGAAUAUAUUGAUAAUCUUUCGACUGGAUAUGGAAUUCGGAUAGUUUUUCACGAGCACGGAACAUACCCUUUGCCUUCCCAUGAAGGAAUUACAUUGAGUCCUGGAUCGGAAACUAAUAUCGGUCUACGAAUGGUUCGAAUUUCGAGACUUCCUGAACCUCAUGGUAAUUGCAGUGAUGGCCGUGAGUUUGCAAGGACAUAUCAAAAGAAAUACAGCAUUUCGGCAUGCUACGAGUUUUGUCGUAUUUUGGAAAUUAUUGAACUUACUGUUUACACGAAGACAACAUCCUCCACCUUUUGGCCAUCAGAUGACUAUCUGAAAGUGUUGAUAACAGAGGUGUGUAACAAUGAGUCAUAUUCAGACUUCUGGGAGGAUCCUUGUUCCGAUAUGGAGAAAUUAGCUUCACAUGAACUCGAUAAAUAUAGGCGCAACUUUUUACGCGUUCUGAUUUAUUAUGAAGACUUGAAUUUUGAAUUAAUCGAAGAGGAACCAAUUUAUGAACCAGUUCGUUUCCUAUCUGAUAUAGGGGGUACAAUGGGGUUAUUCCUUGGCGCGUCUGCUCUGACUUUCGUGGAAAUUUUGCAACUGGUUCUCGAAUUGAUCUUGUUCAUGAAACACAAGAAUUAGAAAGUAAAGUGAGUGAUUACACAUGUCAGGUAGCUGGAAACGUAUAAAAAGUAUACAAAGAGAUAGACGUGAUUCUUGUUGUGAAUAGUUGUAAAAAUGUA